Messenger RNA from Phoenix dactylifera (date palm), 3620 nucleotides. Lineage: Eukaryota; Viridiplantae; Streptophyta; Magnoliopsida; Arecales; Arecaceae. The record is from RefSeq and is a predicted model, not a curated record.
ACCGCAAGUAACAAUAGCAACUGCAAUUGUAUUUUGUCAUCGCUUCUUCCUCCGCCAGUCUCAUGCAAAAAAUGAUAGGAGGUAAUAUCUGUUAGUUUAUCUGAUCCAUGAGCAUUGGACUUCUUCUGCAGCAUACAAUCUCAAAUUCAGAAUGUUUACCUGAGCAAAUAAUCUUCUAUACUAAAAAACUAUGGUUAUUGUACCUUCUCUGCAGUAAGUCCAUGGGUUAACUUUUUUUACUAGACAAAGAGCCCUAUAGCUAUGCGUAUGUCAGUAUAUAUGAAUAUACCAACCCUAUUUUCACAAGGUACAAGGUGCAAGUCCUUAUAUUUAGCACUGAUAUGCAAUUGAUUCUUUGCAAAUUAGUGUAAACCUGUACCUUUUGGGCCCAUUUAGUAAAUAAAAGUGAAGAAUUGAAGAUCGUCUUGCUAUGAAGUAUGGAGACAGGACAUGAGAUGGAUAUGACACUAUACAGAAACACCAAUAUUGCAAAUCCCAACACAGCAUUCAGUAGAUAUUCUAGUUGUCAUAGAUAACUAUAUCAUCCAUGGCAAACAUUAAUUAUUGUUUAGUAUUCUAAAAACUCUAUAGUUCUAGGUCUUCUCUCUCUCUCUCUCUCUCUCUCCGGACUCCUUAAAUCUCUCAGUUAGAUUGCACAUGAUAAUGAAGGGCGAAACCAACUGGACAAAUAAACUAGCAGUUCAAAAGCAUUCAGGACAUUUCAGGAAAUGUCUGGAGCACAUCCUAGCCAUCACCAUUUUUUUUUGAAAUAAAUAAACUGAUAUCAACACAAAGUAUCCAAUAAGUAUCAGACCUGACAUUUCUGAAAUGCUAUGCUUGUUGUAAGACAACUUUUCAAAUUGCACCUAUCUCUAGCUUAGGACAGCAUGUUAUGUUUUAAAUGCUUCUAGAUUUGAUGUGUAUCCAUAUAUUGCAUAAAUUUGCAAAUCACAACUCCAGUUUACGUAUGUUUGACACCUGAACUUGACAUAUCUAUACUAGCUGAGACUUAUUUUCCUGGUUAAUGCUGAAACAUUUUUAUUUUAGUUAACACAGGCAAAUGAAUGUGGGAGCAAGCUGUCAGUGUUACAUGCCACUUUUACUCUUUUUUUUUAAAAAAAAUGUGUUGAUUGAGUCUUUACAACCUAUAUCCUCUCAUAUCUCAGUAAUCUUCAAUUCUUCACUUGGGUUCUGUCCUAAAAUUAUUUCCAUUUUUCCCAUAUAUUGUAUUACUCUUCUUGCUGAAGUAUGAUUUGCUACGAGAUAUCCAUUGAAUAAGAGAUACUGUAACUUCCUCAUUUUUGGCAACACUUUCAAUUAGAGAGACUGAGAGACAGCAAAAAAUAUACUUUCACUUAAUUUAAUCUUGUGGCAGUUAUAUUUUGCCAAGCACUUUUCAGUUAUUUUUGCUUGUUUGGGUUCCUAGUUCCUGCCAUUGGUUUUAUAAUGAUGUUUUUGUAUUUAUGCCUUUUGUUUGCCUGUCUACUUGUUACUUGAUCAUAUAACCAAUGAGAGCUAGUGAUGAUACGAGAUUGGUUUUCUAUCGGGAGCGAGUCUUGUAGAAGAUACUGUGGUGAUCAUAGAUCGUCGUACCGGCUCGAACCGGACAGUACAGAGCAUACCGUACCAGUUGGUACCAGUAUCUGGUAUGAGUGGCAUACUGACAAUCGGUAUGCUGAAAAGACUCUGAACUGUACUAUACCGACAGUGCUAGUGUGGCAUCGGUACGAGGUCCGGUACCGAGAUAGCGAACCUUGGUGGUGAUUGUUGUGGGUUUUUGAUCAAUGCUGAUGCUUAGCUUUUAUGGUGAUAUGGUUUGCAGACCAUUGCUACUGUGUGCAUGUUUUUGGCGGGAAAGGUUGAAGAAACACCUCGGCCUUUGAAGGAUGUUAUUCUUGUUUCAUAUGAAAUUAUCCAUAAAAAGGAUCCUGCUGCUGUUCAACGAAUUAAACAGAGGGAAAUAUAUGAACAACAGAAAGAACUUAUUUUAAUUGGGGAACGGCUGGUACUUGCAACUCUUGGUUUUGAUCUGAAUGUGCAUCAUCCAUAUAAACCCCUGGUUGAAGCAAUAAAGAAGUUUAAGGUUGCUCAAAAUGCCCUUGCACAAGUUGCUUGGAAUUUUGUCAAUGAUGGGCUACGUACUUCACUCUGCCUGCAAUUUAAGCCCCAUCAUAUUGCAGCUGGUGCCAUCUUUCUGGCUGCCAAGUUUCUGAAAGUGAAGCUUCCAUCUGAUGGUGAGAAGGUCUGGUGGCAGGAAUUUGAUGUUACCCCACGACAGUUGGAAGAGGUGAGCAAUCAAAUGCUGGAGUUGUAUGAACAAAACCGUGCAGCACAGCCACCAUCCCAUGGGAGUGAAGCUGAAGGGAGCUCUGUCACUGGGGCCAACCCACAGACUCCUGUAAAAACUCCAGCUGCUGUUGAGGAGUCUCCACAAAACGGAUACUCUCAGGCAACAAAAACUGCUGGCAUGCAGAGUGCUGCCCUGACAAGCUCACUGGCACGGCCGGUCCCUGAUCAGUCACACUCUGAUAGGCAAAACGGGACCCAGAGGGUUCCUCAACAUGAAAGCAAAAACCAUGGGAACUAUGAGCAAAGAAGUGGCUUUUAUGACAAUAAAGUGGAACCUGGACUGAAGGAUCAUUGGCAUCCUGAAUCAGGGAAUGUGGCAGAAGCCAUGAACAGCAGAUCCAAUUAUGGGUCUGAAUGUUCGCUAGAAGAGUCUGUGAUGCCUGUCACUGGUGGAAGCACACAAACGAAAGACAGGAAUAUUGGUGGCAAUGAAGGUCCCAAAGUUUGCUCCCCCCUGGAUGCUAUAAAGAAGAUUGAUAAGGACAAGGUGAAAGCUGCUUUGGAGAAACGGAGAAAGUCCCGAGGUGAUGUUGCUAGGAAAGUGGAUCUGACGGAUGAAGAUGACCUCAUUGAGAGGGAGCUCGAACAUGGUGUUGAAUUGGCAGUUGAGGAUGAGAGAAUUAAGCAGGAGAGGAGGCAUAGCUGGUCAAAGCCUUUGUACAGACAGGAGCCUCAAAAUCCAGACCGUAUAACCGAGAAUGGGUACCAUGGAGCUGACAAGGCAGUGGAGAAUGUGGAAGAAGGGGAGCUGUCGCUGGAUAGUCAGGAGUUCCAUUCUCCGGAGCCUGGCCGCCAGAAGAGGAAAGCAGUGAGCCCAGGUAAACAGUUUGCAGGAAAGGAUGGAUUUGACCUCCCACAUUAUCAUGCAUCGUCCGCAAAGCACCGCGGUACAAUCGAUGAUUCACAUGUAAUGGGAAGAUUUGAACGUGCUGAGAGGGAGCAUAAAAGGCCAAGACAGGAAAAUCAGGUCUGAUGUUCGUACAAUGGUGGAAGACAUUUAACUUGGGAGGUUAUCACCGCAGAAGGGAAAGUGCUGGUCUGGUACAAGCUUUGCCUAUAUGCUGAUCUGUAUCAGGAUGCUGAGACAUAAUUUUAUUAUCCAUAAUGUGCUUGUGCGGUCUGGAGCCUACAGAGAUCAUAAAAUUCAUCUUGAAGUUAAUUUUAUAUAAACAAAUACAUACCAGUUUUAAAACUCUCUUCUGUGCAAAUCCUGACAACAUUGAUUUAUGGCCUUAAAGAUGUGCCUUGCUGGUUUCCUUUAUCAAUGACAA